GUCGGCGUAAGAAAUAGAAAAUCGCUCAUUUGAAAUCUACCUUGCGACUCACGUAAACAAAUAAUGUAAAAAGAAAAGACAAAUUGUUACAAUCUAAAAGAGUACGUACGUAUAUUGUUACUUUACAAUGGAGUCAUAACAAAAAAUCGGUUACACGUGCUUGAGGUUCUCACUAAGCCGGGAAACUCCCGUUCUCGAAACGUUUCUCAUUGUCAACGUUCCUGCGUGCGUAGUACAUGGUAGUACAUACGAAACGUUGCAACUUUGCAAGACAGGACGUCCAAAAAUUUAUAAUUUCAUCCAAGUGAAACAUCGCAUUUUGUUGAAAUUGUUCGAUUAGAUUGGAGAUAUAUUGAGUAGCGAAAGUGAAUACAGUUUGCAACAUGGCAAGAGGAAACAAAAAAGGAGGAGGAGGUAAUAUAAGGAAGGCCACAAGUCUCAAUGAGACUAAAUCACCGUAUUUGCCCAUGUAUAAGCCACCAAGAGAGUUGAUAUGGGCAUUCAAACAUUUGAACAAAGAAAACUUGACGAAUGAUAAACUAUGCAACGAUUAUAUAAACCUUAUUAAGGGCCUUGCAAACGUAAAAGAUAUAAGCCCUGAACAUUAUCUGAUACUGUUUAAAAUUAUGUUAUAUCUGGAAAGCAGAUGCUAUACACUGGAAGCUGAGAAACAUAAUAUGAUGGAUCAGCAACUUAAGUCAGAAUCCUCCGAUGUUUUUAUUAUACAAGUACCAACUUUAGAUGAAGACGAUCCAUUUAUUUUCAUUAACGACGAGGUAAAAAUUUCUGUAGUAGAUACUAAUGAGUCAUGGAGCUUUCGCGUAAUAGAUGUAGUGAAUAAGAAGGUGUACAUAUCUCCAUAUGAUGACAAUACUGUAGUAGAUAAGGAUAAAAAAUAUAAUGUCCGUUUCUACCCUACGAAUUGGCCAUUAAGAUGUUGUCAUUACGUGUUGUAUAUAAUGAACAAAUAUAAAUUGGUCAAUUUAAUGUUUCCUAAAAUGGAGACAAAUCAUUUCACUUUACCUGACGUCGAGUUGAACUGGUUCCAUGAAAGUGUUACAAAGAACCCUGAACAGAAAGCGGCAGUAAUGAAUAUUCUGCAUAAUUCGGCGUAUCCUGCUCCGUAUAUUGUAUUCGGCCCACCCGGCACUGGAAAGACAACAACAUUAGUCGAAGCUAUUUGUCAAGUUCGAGAACAAGUAAAGAGCAAAAGUAUUUUAGUAUGCGCACAUUCGAACGCGGCAGCAGAUGAAAUCACAAAGAGAUUAUUACAGUUCCUUCCCACUAAAUAUAUAUUUCGGAUAUAUGCAAAAGCAAAAACAGCGAACACCAUAGACAAUAAACUUAUCGACUGUUCCAAUUUUAUUAACGGAGAGAGCCUUUACUUGCCAAACGAAGUAUUUACUCUUAAGAAAAUCGUUAUUACAACGUUAACUACGUGUAUAAGAUUGGUGAAUCUUAAUUUACGGAAUGACCAUUUCUCCCAUAUAUUCAUCGACGAGGCCAGUCAGAGUACAGAACUGGAAACAUUGAUUCCAUUUACGACCAUCAAUUCGCUGAGCCAUUGUGGUGAAAUGUUACAGUCGCAAAUUAUAAUUGCUGGCGAUCCUUAUCAACUAGGACCUGUAGUUAAAUGUAGAGAAAUUGCACACCUGUUCGGAAAAUCAUUGUUGGAAAGAUUAAUGGAAUGCGAACCAUAUCAAAAAGUGGACAACAAAUAUAAUCCGCGUUACAUAACGAAACUAAUUCGAAAUUUCCGCAGUCGCGCAGCUAUUUUAUAUACGUCCAACAAAUUAUUUUACGGGGACUUAAUACCAUGUGCGAAACUGUGUAAAAUUACUUCGAACUGGGAUAUAUUAUCGAACAGAACGUUUCCUAUUAUCUUUUUCGCGGUUCAAGGUGUAGAAGUUAGAGCAGAAAAUCUGAGUGUAUCUAAUGAAAAGGAAGCUCUAAUUGUAACAUAUUGCUUAGCGAAUUUGUUAAAGAAUACUAGGAUUGAUGGACGUAAAAUUGGACAAAACGAUAUUGCCAUUAUAACGCCGUUCAGGGAACAAAAAAUGAUGAUCGAAAAUAAGUUACGUAAUCAUAGUAUGUGGACAAGUGUAGGGACAAUAGAAACGUUCCAAGGCCAGGAGAGAGAAGUUAUAAUUUUAUCGACAGUACGCUCAGAAACGUUUUGUCACAAUGGCAAGGAGCACAUCGGCUUCUUAUCAAAUCCAAAAAGAUUUAACGUUGCUUUAACGAGAGCGAAACAGUUACUGAUAAUAGUAGGGAAUCCGUUUAUCCUUUGCUUAGAUAAGCAUUGGGAAACUUUAUGGCAGUAUUGUCAAAAUAAUAAUGCGUGCAUACAUAUGUAAUGUUGUUAACAAGUAGGUUUAUCAGACAACUGUUGGAACUCUUAAGACUUGACUACCUUUUUACGAAUAG
Ceratina calcarata is the source of this 2427-nucleotide messenger RNA. Its product is annotated as putative helicase mov-10-B.1. The record is from RefSeq and is a predicted model, not a curated record. The transcript is spliced from 9 exons. Gene Ontology annotation, cellular component: cytosol; P granule. Bases 384 to 2357 code for a protein of 657 amino acids. Gene Ontology annotation, molecular function: 5'-3' RNA helicase activity; RNA binding. NCBI's taxonomy places the organism in Eukaryota, Metazoa, Arthropoda, Insecta, Hymenoptera, Apidae. Gene Ontology annotation, biological process: regulatory ncRNA-mediated post-transcriptional gene silencing.